Verticillium alfalfae VaMs.102 is the source of this 462-nucleotide messenger RNA. RefSeq lists its product with no specific name. NCBI's taxonomy places the organism in Eukaryota, Fungi, Ascomycota, Sordariomycetes, Glomerellales, Plectosphaerellaceae. The record is from RefSeq and is a predicted model, not a curated record. The coding region runs from base 1 to 462 and encodes 153 amino acids. The transcript has 2 exons. Gene Ontology annotation, molecular function: nucleic acid binding.
AUGCCCAAGUUUACUAUCAUUAUCGCUACAAAACGCCAUCACAUUCGGUUCUUCCCCGACUUCUACCUAUACGCACAUAGUGCUAUUCAAGACACCGCUCGCCCUGUCCACUAUCAUAUACUCAUCAACGAGGCCAAAGUAAAUCAUCAGAAGCUUCAGCAGAUAAUCUACCAGCACUCGUAUCAGUACGCUCGCAGCACCACCCCGGUUUCACUGCAUCCCGCUAUCUACUACGCCGACCUGGCUGCCGGCCAUGCUCGUGCUCACGAGUCGGUCGCCACGAGCGACGGUUUCCGGGCCGGACCCAAGGGCCAGGAGAUGGCUCAGGGCUUUAGUAUGCAUGAGGUCUCGAAAGGUGGACCUGAACGCGGCGCCGAGGCGGCUCCGCUGAUCCCCAUAGGUGGAAACGAUGCGCUCGAGGUGAACCGCAACUUCAUCCGGUCCACCAUGUGGUACAUUUGA